GUCAGCUGACCGGGUCUUCCGCUGUCAAGCAACACAUGACAUCAGGAAAGCGCUGUGUGCAGUUCAGGGCUGUUUUCGCUGCUGUUCACAUUUAAAGGCAUCUGUUUUCCACAAAAUUUCAACCUUGUGUAAAUCUAGAGAGCAUUUUCGCGGACACGACUUGCCCGUCCGGUAAUUUGCUGCGAAGAUGAGUCUUUACAGACAUUUUCGGCUGUUGCACUGUACCCUGAUCUGCGUCACUUUAUUGUUCAGUAGCACGGUAGUUCUUGCAAAGUCUCGAAGACCGAAUAUAGUUUUGAUCUUGACCGAUGACUUGGAUUUUGCAAUCGGUGGCAUGAUUCCACUCAAUAAGCUGAAAAAGUUGAUUGGGGAUGCAGGAAUAUCUUUUACCAAUGCUUUCGUGGCCAGCCCUCUCUGCUGUCCCAGUCGCGCCAGCAUCCUAACGGGGAAGUACCCUCACAACCACCAUGUGAUCAACAACACCUUGGAGGGCAACUGCAGCAGCCGGGCCUGGCAGAAGACCCAGGAGCCGACGGCGUUCCCCGCCUUGCUGCAGAAGUACGCUGGCUACCAGACCUUCUUUGCUGGGAAGUACCUGAAUGAGUAUGGGACAGCAGAAGCUGGUGGUGUGGAACACGUGCCACCAGGCUGGGAUUACUGGUUUGCCCUGGAGAAAAACUCUAAGUACUAUAACUACACUCUGUCGGUGAACGGCAGACCACAGAAGCAUGGGAAUAACUACAGUGAAGACUACCUGACUGAUGUGUUGGCCAAUGCCUCUCUGGAGUUCCUCCAGUACAAGUCCAACUAUAGGCCCUUCUUCAUGAUGAUCUCCACGCCUGCCCCACACUCUCCAUGGACUGCUGCCCCCCAGUAUGAGAGCAGCUUCCCCAAUGUUAAGGCCCCACGGGACCCCAACUUCAACGUGCAUGGCAAGGACAAACACUGGCUGAUCAGACAAGCAAAGACACCCAUGACGAAUUCCUCUCUGCAGUUCCUGGAUGAGGCUUUUCGGAAAAGGUGGCAGACUCUACUGUCCGUUGAUGACCUGGUAGAGAAAGUGGUAAAGAAGCUGGAGAUGCACGGUGACCUGAGCAGCACCUACAUCAUAUUCACCUCGGACAACGGCUACCACACAGGCCAGUUCUCACUGCCAGUGGACAAGCGGCAACUGUAUGAGUUUGAUAUCAGAGUGCCCCUGCUGGUCAGAGGCCCGAACAUCAAGCCCAAUCAGACCUGCCAGAUCCUGGUGGCCAAUGUAGACUUGGGGCCAACCAUACUGGACAUUGCGGGGUACAGUGUCAACCAGACCCAAAUGGACGGCAUGUCUUUCCUUCCACUCUUGAACGGUCAAGGGCAGAACAUCACCUGGAGGACGGAUAUCCUCGUGGAAUACGAGGGCGAGGGAAGCAAUGUGUCGGAUCCCGCCUGUCCGCUCCUCGGUCCCGGAGUCUCGGAGUGCUUCCCAGACUGUGUGUGCGAGGAUUCGUACAACAACACCUAUGCCUGCGUGCGCACCCUCUCCCCCUCUGCCAACCUGCAGUACUGCGAGUUCGAUGACAACGAGGUGUUUGUGGAGGUGUACAACCUGACGGCCGACCCCUUCGAGCUGACUAACAUCGCCAAGAGCAUUGACCAGGAGGUUCUGGAGAAGAUGAACCACCGGCUGAUGAUGUUGCAGUCCUGCUCAGGGGCCUCCUGCCGUACGCCGGGAGUCUAUGAUUCAGGGUACAAGUUCGACCCACGGCUGAUGUUUAGCAGCCACGGCCCACGCAUCAGUAGACUGCGCCAGACAUUGAAGUAAGAGGAGGAGGAGGAGGAGGAAGGAGGAAGGAGGAAGGAGAACAGCCCAGCCAGCCUCUCCUGUUGCCCUGUGGAGCCCUGUGCAGCCUCUCACUUACCCACCAAGGCUGAAGUCUAAACUGGAGGCAAUGGGAGUCCGUUAGUCCGGCAUGAUCUCACUUCAGCUACUUUAAACAGCUGGGUUGCCUUUUGUGUUAUUUUUUUCUUUCCUCUCCAAAGCCUGUCAAAGCUGUCCCAAAACAGAUAUAGGUAGGCACUGAUUUAUCAGUGUUUUUAUUUAGGGCUAUUGCAGCACGUUGGUUUGUACAAUUUUAAUCAUCUCUUUAUUUGAUGAAGUGGAGAAAAUUUAAUGGUUACUAACAAGUUGCCAUUGUACUCUAACACUAAAUCUUUACAUUUGUGGAUUUAUCUAUUUAUGGGUAAGUUUAAAUGUUGACCAUUUGUAGAGGGAUCUGCAUUUUUGCUAUAGGGAAAUUUUGUAAGAUGAUACUAACACUUUUACCGAAAUAUGAUAAUGGUAGUAGAUAUUUCACGUGUGGUUUGACCUACACUUCAGUUGAAAGGCACAGAGAGAAUAGUGUGAUGGCAGCUUUGUAUGGUAAUAUAAAACUGCGUUCCAGUAUGCAAUUCCUGUUUAAAAAUAGUGUUCAUGUGUGGAAUCCCCCUGUCAUUUUGCCCUCAUCUGCCCUCCCACACAUACCACUUAUAAGCUUUUCGGUGAGAAGGCAGCAGCAGGAGUUGGGCCGUGUCUGCUUCACGGUGGCACUGAAGGUAGCUUCUGGAUACUCGUUCCCAUUGCUGUGGGGUCUCUCACUGUGUAACGAAGUUUCACCUCGUAACAGAAUUUACAGCCAGCUGAAUCACUUUCCUGGCUAAAUGAGGGAUUCCAGGAAUAAACUGUGAAUUUAAAGAAUUUAAUGGUCAAAGCAGUGAGUGAUUUCCCAGGGUGUAGCGUUUUAUCCAAAUAGGGGAGGAACAGUGGGUCUUGCAUGUGCUUCCCCCCUCCCCCACACCCCCCAGGUCUGUUAUGUCUCUUAGAUCAUUUUGGUUGUUUUCCUGUUAUUUUGUAUUACCUUUUACCCUGGAAAUGACAAAGGAUUUAAAGGGAGUUUUCUUCAGUCACUCCAAUUUUCUAUGCUUAGAUUUUUUUUCAAGUGUCUUUCUUGCUAUGUGAAAGGUCAGAAACAAGCAUGUUUCAUAGGUCGAUUUUGGGACUGUAAGAAGUAACCUAUUCUGUGGUCUACAACUGCUGGGUCAGUUUCAUUAGAGCUGAACGUGGCUCAAAUAGCAGGAAUUACAGCAAGGCAAAGCACUGAGAAUAUGGAAUCUGACUUGGUUUUGUAUAUGUAGUAUUUAUGAUAAUUAAUGCACAUAAACCAUCACGGAUGCACUUUUGAAUCUGUUAAGAUGCUAUGACUUGCCAGUUUUUUUCCCCCCCUCAUUUAUAGCAGUGGUGGUUUUGUUACUGGGUAACUAUUGGUCUCACUUGCCUGUUUUGCUCAAUAAAGGCUUUUUAAAAUGG
This is a messenger RNA of Paramormyrops kingsleyae, 3325 nucleotides long. RefSeq names its product glucosamine (N-acetyl)-6-sulfatase a (gene gnsa). The record is from RefSeq and is a predicted model, not a curated record. Gene Ontology annotation, molecular function: N-acetylglucosamine-6-sulfatase activity; glycosaminoglycan binding. Lineage: Eukaryota; Metazoa; Chordata; Actinopteri; Osteoglossiformes; Mormyridae. Gene Ontology annotation, biological process: glycosaminoglycan metabolic process.